ACUGAGAAGACACUGGCGUAGCGGAAAUCAGUAAAGUAUUCGCCUUUACCACGCAACAAGCAGUACGUCUCUAUCGCUGGUCUACCGUCUGGUAAAGCCUUCUCUGUUUGCUCGCCAUGGUCUUCGCUGGACUUCUGAGAUUGGUCGUUUUGCUGUCUUUGGCGGCAGGAACGGCUGCCCAGACAGGUUUGGUCAAUAGACCACAAUCUCGGGGGUUUGUUGGACAUGAACACAAAGGAAGUGUCACAGUGGAUGCCUUAACAGCGGAAACACUCAAAAGCAAGUUGACUACAGUCUUCCUCCCAAUAAUUUACAUAAUCGUUUUUGCUGUUGGAUUGCCCACAAACGUGAUGGCCAUUUGGGUAUUUAUCUUCCGGACAAAGAAGAAACACCCUGCAGCUAUUUAUAUGGCUAAUCUGGCUCUUUCUGACAUCCUGUUUGUUAUUUGGAUCCCAUUGAAGAUUACAUACCAUUUCAAGGAGAACAACUGGACCUAUGGAGAGGGACUCUGUAAGGUGUUGGUGGGCUUUUUCUAUGGAAAUAUGUACUGUUCCAUUCUUUUCAUCACUUGCCUUAGCGUGCAGCGUUACUGGGUAAUAGCCCACCCUUUAUCUGAGCAGAGAAAAAACAAUCAGAUAGCCACAGGGGUUUGUAUAGCCAUAUGGAUCUUUAUCUGGUUGAGUACAACACCACUGUACAUGUACAAUCAGACGGCCUACAUCAGUAACCUGAAUAUCACUACCUGCCAUGACGUCAACAUCAUCCACGACAUUGAGGACCCGUUUCCUGACGUUAAGCAUGCAUUCUUCUACUUCAUGUUUAUGGGAGGCUUCGUGUUCGUCGUUCCAACCUUGAUAAGCAUAGUAGCAUACACCUGCCUCCUUAAAACCCUCGCAGGUUCCAUGGGUGAUAAUUCUGUGGGAAAAAGCAGGAACAAAGCGGUGGUGUUGAUUAUUACUGUCCUUGUGACCUUCCUGAUAUGCUUCAUCCCGAGUAACAUCAUGCUUCUCAUCCACUACUCCCUCCUGAAGAACGGCAUCUCCAAUAAUGGCUAUGGCUUCUAUAUCACCACACUUUGCCUGUCCAGCCUUAACAGUUGCCUGGAUCCUUUCAUUUAUUACUUCGUUUCUGAGGACUUUCGGGACAAUGUCAGGAACACGCUACUCUGCAGGAGCAAUCGAACGGUGGACAGGAUGAAAGUCUCCUUCAACUCCCUGAAGUAUUCAAAGAGGACUAACACUUAUACCUCUGACAACAGUAACACCCAGACAAGUAAUUGCUAAUCAUUUGGGGAUGGAGAUAAACUUGAUGACAGUAUGUAUACUACCUAUCUAAUGUAAAGUAUGUAUUAUGUUUGUACAGUGUGUGUAGCUCCAUGUAAAAGCAAUCAUUUAAUUUUGAAGGGGCGAAUAUUUUGCCUGUUUUUAUUUUUUAAACUGUGAAAUCGAUGUGAUGCCUUGCUUUUUUGAUACAUUUUUAUUCCUUAGCUUUUAAGUGUAUAAAGUCAUUUCAAUGAGAAUUUUUUUUUUUUUUUUAGUAAUUUUAAACUUGACAUCUAAAUCUGUGCUAGUGAUGUGUAAAUAAAUAGUUGAUAUGCUGUAUGUUUGUAUUCUGUUUAAAAAUGCAAGUCAUUCCUUUGACCAUAUAAUAAGUAGAAAUGGAUUUAAAUAUUGUAUACCCAACUACACAUAAUUUCUGUUGAUGUAAGCUUUCAGCAGUUAAAUUCUGUCCUAAACAUUGUCGUGUUUUUUUUCCACUUCUCUGUUACUGCCAUAUCCCCACAAUAGGACCAUUAUCUAAUUAUAUAUACAUACAUACACACACAAACACAAAAGCCACAGAUAGAAUUUUGCCUAUACUUUAUGGCAGUACUUUAUGGUAUUUAGCACACACUUUUCAUGUCCAAAGAAUUAUAUUUAUACAUACACUGUAUAUAGCCAAAACUGUGCACACCACCUUGCCCAGCAUCUCUUUCAGAAACUGAGGGUGUUGCGUAAUAUGAAGUUGCUCACCUCAUUGUUGAUACAGUGGCCUCUACUCUUUAUGAAAGCUUUCCAUUAGAUGUGGGAACAUUGCUGGUGGGAUUUGCUGCCAUUCGGGUUGGAUAUUGGUGCUGGGUGUUCAAGUCCUUUGCUGUGAGUUUGUGUGGCCAAACGCUUGACUGAACCUGCUGUCAGGCGUUUCUGCUUCACAGUCAUUUCACUUUCGGUUGACCCAGAGUGCGUUUUCCAAAAGCAUAGUUGCUGACUACCUUAGCAACUUCCAUAGUUGGAACCAUGCAACUGAAUGGGUCCUGCUAUAUAAGCCGGUAAUGGGAGUGUUUGGCUUACAGCUUACAGCAGUGUUACAGCUCCAGUAAGGGAGAAAUAUGAUAAAGUGACCUGUUGGAAAGAUGGUGUCCUAUGAUGGUGCCAGAUUGAAAGUCACUAACCUAUUCUGUACAAUUACUCAUUAUGCUGCUACUAUUUGUUGCAGUGUAUUGCAUGACUGUGUUCUUAAUUAUGCACCUUUGUCAGCAAUGGGUGUGAAUUAAUUUGCCGAUCCUUCCAAUUAAUAGGAGUGUCCAGAUAUAUUUAGCUUUAUAAUAUGUUUUACUUAUUUCUUGAGCAUGUUUUAAUCUUUUAUUCAUUCUUUUUUAAAAUAACGUGUCCAUUUCCAGCAGUUGUCCAUGAUCAUACUGACCACUGCUCAUCAUAAAUUUGUAAAAUAAAAACUAAUCAUCAGCC
Messenger RNA from Brienomyrus brachyistius, 2726 nucleotides. Its product is annotated as proteinase-activated receptor 2-like. The record is from RefSeq and is a predicted model, not a curated record. Gene Ontology annotation, biological process: thrombin-activated receptor signaling pathway; positive regulation of Rho protein signal transduction; phospholipase C-activating G protein-coupled receptor signaling pathway. Gene Ontology annotation, cellular component: membrane. Gene Ontology annotation, molecular function: thrombin-activated receptor activity. The coding region runs from base 117 to 1283 and encodes 388 amino acids. NCBI's taxonomy places the organism in Eukaryota, Metazoa, Chordata, Actinopteri, Osteoglossiformes, Mormyridae. The transcript has 2 exons.